UUGUUUGUGCGUGUAUGUGUUUGUGAAUGCGCCUUCGAUAGGAACGCAAACGAGCGACAACGAAGACCGACGCGAUAUUACUUGCAUUGGUCGGCUUUCCCGUUCAAUGCGGGGGGACAGUGGGGCCGCUGUGAUGGUGUUACAGACGUCCGACGUAGAUAACGUUAACAACGAAGACUCCCAGGCGACACCUACCAUCAGAGCCCGAACGCUUAGCCUGCGCGGUCUUCAGGGUGCGUCUGACGCUGAUAGGGAUUUCCGUUUCGCGAUUGAGAGCGACCGGGCCGGACCACAGUCGACAUCGAGACUUUCGCUCAGGAGAUUCCAGAGAACACUUCACCAUAUGUCUCUACCGCCUGCGUUCUUAAUGGACAUUCAAGGGUCAUUCUGGCGACGUUACGUACCGAAGAUUCUUCUCUCACUUGCGUGCAUUAUCAUCUAUUGUGAGGUUGUAAUAUACUACCUUGUGCUUCUUCAGUGCACAUGGCCUCUGUUAGAUUCUGCUACUCAGGAGCACAACAUCCGGUCCGAUCCCAACGCGGCUCCUCUCAAGGUAAUGAUGGUUGCUGACACCCAUUUGCUGGGUCCUUUUCGUGGCCACUGGUUUGAUAAACUUCGACGAGAAUGGCAGAUGAAACGAACCUUCGCUACUGCUAUGACUCUACAUCAGCCUGAAGUGGUCGUUUUCCUUGGCGAUUUGUUCGAUGAGGGUCAAUGGAUGGACAAUGUGCAGUUUAACCGGGACGUUCAACGUUUUAAGCGGAUAUUUCCUCAGGCAGAGAAGACGAAGUUUAUCGUGGCAGCUGGAAACCACGACGUUGGCUUCCAUUACAAGAUGACCAAGGUGCUCGUAGACCGCUUUCAGAGGCUGUUUUCAGAGUCAGAUUCAGGCGUGGAACUCAUCACGGUCAAAGGAAGUGCAUUCGUGUCCCUGAAUUCGAUAGCACUCGAGGGAGACCACUGUGCGAUAUGCACUGAAGCUGAAAAGGAGCUCAACAGAAUUGAACAAAUAUUCAACUGCAGUCGAACGGUGCACGAACGUCGCGCUGUGGAUCGUAGCUGCGAAGCGCUUAUGGCUCAAUUACCUCAUUACACUAGACCAAUCCUCCUGCAGCAUUUUCCGCUCUACCGAGCCAAUGAUCGAGGGUGUCAGGAUCGCGACGGUGGACCAAACUCCGAUGGUAAUCGGGAACGAUGGGAAGUUCUUUCUAAAGACAUGACUGCGCGUCUUUUGAAGCUCAAUCCGCGCGCUGUAUUUGAUGGCCAUUCUCACCAUAGCUGCUCCAUAGAACAUAAUGGUCCUCAAGGUCCGGUACCAGAGUGGACCUUGCCGUCGUUCAAUUGGCGAAAUAAGAAUAAUCCAGCGUUCGUGCUUUCCGUCUUCACGCCUAGCAACUUCGCGGUGUCCCAGUGUCGAAUGCCACAAGAAUCAACAGUAAUGGCGUCCUACUGUGUAUGUCUGUUAGCGCUGUGCAUCUGGCUAGCGGUGCGUCGUUGUCGGCGGAACCGUUAUCAAGGAUUCAUUAAACUGCCAAUGCAGAGAUCCUGACAGGAGCUGCUAGAUGAACCAAUUGUUCAGUAUACUUUUCGAAAAUUUUUCGGACGUUUGAUUGAGGACUUAAAAUAUAGGAGCCGGGUCUCGACCGAAAUAUCAACGUAUAGUUUUACAAUGGUUAACGUUCAAAGCGUUAGACUGAAACAUUUUGCCUAUGAGCUCGUAGCAAGAGUAAUAGCUUUCUUUUCUUCUGGUACUAACGAUUGUUUAUAUCGCUGAGCGAAGGGAAGCUUGGUUGCGCUGGGCGUCGCCAAGUGUACUACGAACCGUGAUGAAAAAACGUGCUGAUCUUUUUGUGAAUACAUGGCAUAUUGAAAUUAGAACUGUCGUGGAAGCAAUAUGACAAGGUCUAUGUAGCAUAGCAUGCUGCACUCCAGUGCCCUGUUCAAAAGGUUUUGUUAUCGUCAUACAACAAAGUAGCGAUACCGCUGCUAUAUAAGUCAUAUUGUUAGCAUUGCAACCAAUAAAAAAAUAGGAGUCUAUAUACUGAAUGAGUAAUUCUGAGCGGAGUCUAAGGAUGGGUUUCAUUUAGGGUGAAUCUGGCUAAAAAGGCUCGUCAAAAAACUUUGCUAAAAUUCAGGAUGUUGAAACUUUGAAUAUUCCGUAAGUUGCGUGACGAAUUCAAGUGUCUGAAAAAACAACAUGCACUGGUAAAUGAAGAAAAAAAGAAGCACUUCAAAGGGGCUGGGUUUUGGCUUCGGCGUAUUCAUACGAACUUAACGCGAACUGUGCACAGACAUGUGCCUCUGUACAUCAGUCGAGUUACUACCAAUUGCGACCUAUUCAGGCCGAGACAGGUAAAGCCGGAAAUAGGCUAACAAUUUCGUGUCUUCCUAAGAUAUGUAGCAAACUCACAAAGUAACAAAGCUUUUCAUUUGUCUAGUCACUACCGAGGGUGGAUAAGACGAAACAGGGACAUAGCACACAUAUGUUGUGUUUUUUAAGAAGUAUCAAAGCCAAUGACCAGUUCGUGCCCUGGGAAGCAUGUGGGUACGUGUGCGAGAUAUUUUUCUAUACAAUACAGGAACAAUAUUCGCGUUAUAUAACAAUGUACUGCUUCCGUAGUAGCUUCAUAGGCCUUAUUAAAUUACUACAUAUGUAGGCGAGUAUAUGGACACUCUCGCUUCGAAAUAUUAUACUAUCUAACCUGCUUUUAUUAUACUGUGUAGCGAAAAUGCCUAAACGCACGAGACCAGUCUACUAUGCACUGGCAAUAUCGAUACGCAAAAGUCCAUCACUGAUGGUAUAUAGAUUAGCAAUAAGCUAGGAGAAGUUCGCUUUGCCCAAGAACGCAAUUUUUUCUUGUGUGCUUAUGCGUUUUGUUUAUUCGUUUGUGCUUAUGGGCAGAAUUUCAUGUUCAGUUCAUGUAAAAUAUUUAGGCAAAUCUCAAGGGAUAUUAACAUCCCUUAGCAAUCUCUGCUAAUCACAUCGGCAUCAGGAUUUGUCAGUUGUUAUCAAUGUUUGCUUCCGUACCAAAUUCAGAUGGAUUCCCCUUCGAAUUUUCGGUAUCAGUUGGUAAAUGAACUUGGGGUGGUUCACGCUCGAGGUUAAAUAUCGUUUGAAUUUUACCUCUACAUAUCGUGCUUUGUAAGUACAUCAUGCGCGCAUCAGAACCGCGUCUCAAUGUGGCGAUAGGCGUAGGAAGUCUUUGUACAAUAAUUAACAGCGUAGCGCAAUGAUUUAGACCGUCAAGUUAUUUACUUCCAAGUUGUCCAAGUAAGUUUCUUCAUGUGUUCUCUUAAAAAGUAAAAUAUUCUAACUGGUUAAAACAAGACGUUAUUCUAACAUAAGUGAGAGUUCGUUCAUGGGCCUUUUACAAAGAUGCAGACCUUGAUACCUGUUCAUGCUAUUUUGUCAAUUUGCUUUACAUAGUGUUAAUAAAAAAACACAGUAAAAUACCGGAAACAGUGUGAAAUUGCACUAUUUUACACUACAUUAACAUUGUCCAUCACCCUGAAUAUGAGAGAAAGACGAGGUUUGUUUUUGACAAACCCUUAUCUGCGAUAAUCCGUUGACGGAAAUUAUUUGGGCGAAUAUGGAAAAGAAUCACUUAAAAUGACCAGCCCUUUAUCUAAUAUGACACUUUUUUCAUACUGUCAGAGAUGUUUUGUUCUAUGUAAGCAGAAUAAGGUGUUUGAAAUCAGAAUAUUGUUUAAACCAAACACAUCUUAACAUAUGCAGAUCUUUGUUAAAGCCAAAUAUACAUAAAGCUAUCGUCGAUUCUUUUUGGUGCGUUUUAAUUGUAACAAUACAUUAUACAACUGUUUUUGCGUAUACCGAGUAUAUACGCUUGUGCUGCGCGCUGUUUUUUGAAAAAAAUAUUAUCUUCAAGACUGACGUCCUCGAAACAUGUGCUAUCUCCUUCAGCUCUUAUUUUACCAUUAGUACGUGCUUCCUCAAUAUAUAUAUAUAUAUAUAUAUAUAUAUAUAUAGAACAAAGUUAUAUAGAUAAAAAGACUAAAAACGAAUCGCUGCUUAUUGCGCACAUCGUGUAAAUACUUGAUCAUAUUUUACUACCGUAUUUACCAUGUACUGAAUAUGUAAAUGUUUAUAUUUUAUUAGAUAAUAAAACUUAUUUAAAAAGGUAUUAACACACCUUUUUAUAUUACACCCUAUUAUGCGGUGAUGUUGGAAAAUAACGAAUUUAGAUGUUUACCUUACUGCACAUAUUGAGAUAAAAGUUUGGUCUCGCUAGAAAUAGUAACAAGAAAAUUGGGCUCAAAGCUCACAAACGAUAUCCUCUAAGGAUCAAUAAUCCAGCAGACAGAGUAAGCAUUCAACAACAACAACAACAACAACUAGUAUGCUCGUCUGUUUGUCAAACAUUUCCAUGAAAGUUUCUAUUAGAGCAAGAUGCAGGCAGAUCUAUGUUGACAGAUUGAACUACGUUACUUAUUAGGAUAAUCCAUAUGAGAUAGUAUCUGAUCACAUUUUACGCAUUAUAGUUAUGUAUGCGCAUACGCGGUGCCCUUUCCUGGAGGAGAAUCAAUAGGACCAAAGCUCAAUGCUAAACGGAGCGAUAAAUCGACUACGAUAUUGUGAGGAACAAAACAAAAAAACACAUUUAAGGUAACACUUUUAUAAGGUUAUACUGCUAAUAAUAUAACAGGACAAUGCAUUGUCUAUGCGUGGAUUGGCUAUGGCGAAGGCGUUCUGGGGUAGGUACGAAGCGAUAGCGCGAUGAAGAGACUCCGUAUGAUCGAACAAAGAUGGCCAAGCAAUAAAGCGAUAAUAUUGAAGUAACUGCGCUCUUGUUUUUUAAAAUCUAUUACUUUUUUUCUUAAUAGCAUUAGUUUCAACUCAUGUGUGUUUCCUAUGCUAAGGCUAAUGGGAAUAUCUGAAAAUCAGCGACGGAUCAUGGCGGUUCAAGUUGUCAGUUG
This is a messenger RNA of Varroa destructor (honeybee mite), 4935 nucleotides long. Its product is annotated as metallophosphoesterase 1-like. The record is from RefSeq and is a predicted model, not a curated record. Gene Ontology annotation, biological process: GPI anchor biosynthetic process. Gene Ontology annotation, molecular function: hydrolase activity. Lineage: Eukaryota; Metazoa; Arthropoda; Arachnida; Mesostigmata; Varroidae.